AUUUUGUUCAGAAACUCUGUCCUGAGAGGGGAUUAAAGAAGGCAUCCAGCAAGGACUGAACAAGGAAGGGAGGCAUCAGUGGAACAAGGGUAGUCUUCCGCUGCCUCCCAGAAGGAUGGAGGUGUACAACGUGUCUGUUCCCUUCAACUUCUCCCUGCCACCUAACUUUGGCAAGCGCCCCACGGACCUGGCACUGAGCAUCAUCCUGGUGUUCAUGCUGCUCAUCAUUAUGCUCUCUCUGGGCUGCACCAUGGAGUUCAGCAAGAUCAAGGCUCACUUGUUGAAGCCUAAGGGGCUGGCCAUCGCCAUGGUGGCCCAGUAUGGCAUUAUGCCCCUUACUGCUUUUGUGCUGGGGAAGGUCUUCCAGUUGAACAACAUUGAGGCACUGGCAAUCCUGAUUUGUGGCUGCUCACCUGGAGGGAACCUGUCCAACAUCUUCAGUCUGGCUGUGAAGGGGGACAUGAACCUCAGCAUCGUGAUGACCACCUGCUCCACCUUCUUUGCCCUGGGAAUGAUGCCUCUCCUCUUGUAUAUCUACUCCAAAGGGAUCUAUGAUGGCAGCCUGGAGGAUAAGGUGCCCUAUAAGGGCAUUAUGAUAUCAUUGGUCAUGGUUCUCAUCCCUUGCACCAUAGGAAUCAUCCUCAAAUCUAAACGGCCAAAAUAUGUACCUUACAUUAUGAAGGGAGGGAUGAUAAUCACUCUCUUAUUCAGCGUGGCGGUCACAGCCCUCUCCAUCAUCAACACAGGGAAGAGCAUCAUGUAUGCCAUGACACCACACCUGCUGACAGUCUCCUCCCUGAUGCCUUUUAUUGGCUUCCUGCUAGGCUACAUUCUCUCUGCUCUCUUCUGUCUCAAAGCAAGGUGCAGACGCACCAUCAGCAUGGAGACAGGAUUCCAAAACAUUCAACUCUGUUCCACCAUCCUCAACGUGACCUUUCCCCCUGAAGUCAUUGGGCCACUUUUCUUCUUUCCUCUCCUCUACAUGAUUUUCCAGCUUGGUGAAGGGCUUCUCUUCAUUAUUGUCUUCCGGUGCUACAAAAAAUUCAACCCUCCCAAGGAGAAAACAAAAAUGAUCUAUACAGCUGCCACAAAAGAAGCAAUUUCGAGAGCUCAGGAAAAUGGCGUCCACAAAGGGGAAGAGUGCUCCCCUUGCACAGCCUAGCCCUUCCGACGGCAGCCUGGAUUCUGGGCAGAUGGCAACUGAGAAAGCCAGUGUGCUCAACUACAGGGCAGCAAAAACAAAACAAACACCAGGCUUGUCUUUCUCUAGCACUUCCAAACCACCUCAAUUCUUACAAAGAGAAGAUUCACCUCAGCAGAAUCAAGGGUUGGUCUGCAGGACAAAGGAAGACUCGCCUAUCCCCUGCUUGUACUGGUUAAAAAAAUAAGACUUAUUCAGUGACUAUAAACUCUAUGAAGGCAAAAAAUAAUCUGCCUUUUGCCCUAGACCUCUGAAGAGUGCCUAAUUAGCAUAUAAAACUCCAUUUCUGGGCUAAUCAAUAAUGGCAUGUUUUACCCAUUAAUCAAAUACUCAAAUCUCCAAGUUUUUUGACCCAAAAGGAAAUAAAUGCUCAAGAACACUGCAGAAUUAGCACAUUACAAAAGUUCUAAUAAAAGAUCAUAUUUCCUUUCUCUUUGA
Messenger RNA from Marmota monax (woodchuck), 1639 nucleotides. RefSeq names its product solute carrier family 10 member 1 (gene Slc10a1). Lineage: Eukaryota; Metazoa; Chordata; Mammalia; Rodentia; Sciuridae. Gene Ontology annotation, molecular function: bile acid:sodium symporter activity. Gene Ontology annotation, cellular component: membrane. The transcript is spliced from 5 exons. The record is from RefSeq and is a predicted model, not a curated record. The coding region runs from base 116 to 1162 and encodes 348 amino acids. Gene Ontology annotation, biological process: bile acid and bile salt transport.